ACAUAUAAUUAUUCACAAUGUAGUUAUUACUCUCUUUAAGGCUAACUUAUUUAUUUAAUUCUCACUUUUCCACUUCUAUAAAGUACUAAUCUGCAUAUAUACACGACAGUUAUUCUCUACUAUGAGCCUUGUUUUACAAUUUUGUUGUCUCUUCUAACUUCAUUUAUCUGAUUACCUAUAUAUAUAAUUUAUUUGCCUAUUUUGUGAAUUUUAAGUAGUUCAUACCUCGAAAUAACCACGAUGGGGAGAAUAUUAAUGCAGUAUAUAUCAACGAACAAGGAUUCCAUUAUUGCUAGUUCAAUUGAUUCUGAUAUAAAUGAUUUCAAGGUUACAGCGACAAAGCUCUUGUACAAUGCAACUAUGCUUGGAGGAGUUGGGUCUAGCACUUCUUUUCUUAAAGGACUUGCCUCCUUUGCAGCCAUUUAUUUACUGAUACUUGAUCGCACAAACUGGAGGACCAAUAUGCUCACUUCAUUAUUAGUGCCUUACAUAUUCUUCAGUCUACCUGGGUCAAUAUUCCACUUUUUUAGAGGAGAAAUUGGAAAAUGGAUUGCUUCCAUAGCAGUGGUGCUGAGACUCUUUUUUCCAAGACACUUUCCCGAUUGGCUAGAACUACCUGGAUCAAUGAUCCUUCUUUUGGUGGUGGCCCCUGACUUCUUUGCUAUCAAGAUGAGGAACAACUGGGUUGGGUUGGCUAUUGAUCUUGCUGUUGGUUGUUACCUACUGCAAGAACAUAUUAGAGCUUCUGGUGGAUUCAGGAAUUCUUUCACACAAAAACAUGGAAUAUCAAAUACUCUUGGAAUCCUCCUACUCUUAGUCUACCCUACAUGGGCUUUAGUUAUCCUUUGAGUAUGAAAGGAUUAUUGUAAUACUUACACUAGGUAGCGAUGAUUUCUCAUCUAUUAGUAAAAA
Molecule: messenger RNA, 912 nt
Organism: Arachis ipaensis
Lineage: Eukaryota; Viridiplantae; Streptophyta; Magnoliopsida; Fabales; Fabaceae
Product: cold-regulated 413 plasma membrane protein 2
Cellular component (GO): membrane
Source: RefSeq, a predicted model, not a curated record